This is a messenger RNA of Parathielavia appendiculata, 1866 nucleotides long. RefSeq lists its product as uncharacterized. Bases 494 to 1495 code for a protein of 333 amino acids. The record is from RefSeq and is a predicted model, not a curated record. Lineage: Eukaryota; Fungi; Ascomycota; Sordariomycetes; Sordariales; Chaetomiaceae. The transcript has 4 exons.
GUUGACAAUGAGAGAAGGCAUUUGUAUGUCUCAUGUCAGAUAGUCCAGCGCGUACAGAAGACCAGUAUGUAAGCCAAGUUCUGCCCCCGUGUGAUGGCGCCAUGCGACUCGGUAUCGCGGACGACAGCUGCGGUGAGAGUGGAAGGGCAGGGGCUUGCUGAAAUUUGAGUGCGGCUGAGCGCGCUAGCGGGACGCUAUCCCACCCUAAAUGACCCUUUGGAGUCUGGAACUUCAACUCCGCCUUGCACCAUGCUGACAGCGAGCGGCUCUGGGCAAGGAUCGAAUUCGGCGGCUCGGCCCCUCGGGUCUCGAGGCUCUGCUUUGGGCCUGACGGCGGCGGGCGAGGUUCCCAAAUAAAACAGAGCGACCCCCCCUUGUUGUUUGGUGCGAUAUCCGUACCUGAGUCAGACCAUAUUUCAAUAACACCAGUGCAUUCCUGGACCGUUGGAUACCGUAUCUUGCGGCCGCCCGGACGACUCGAAACCUACCUACAAUGGCCGACGCCGUCCCCGAACAGCAGCAGUACGCUGCCCCAGCAGCAGUCGCCCAUGGCAAGGAGCCUGAGGAACGGUAUAUUCAGCAGACGCCGGUGUGGGUGGUUGUGAUGCGCGGCUUUCAAAUCUUGAUAUCUUUCAUCAUCCUUGUUAUGGCCGCUUGGUGUAUGCACGGCAUUGUCCUGGGUGCGAACGCCUUUGCCUUGGUCUGCUGGCUGUUCACUUGGAUUAUCGUCGCGUAUGAGCUCAUUUCGGAGAAAGUUCCAUCGGCGCAGAAGGCAUACAACAUCUGGGCCGUCCUGUCACUCGAUUUCCUUAUGGCUCUCUUUUGGUUGGCUUCGAUGGGUGCCAAUGCCGCCUUACGCGCGGAAUUCAAUACCACCGUCAACAUUAAUUCCUGCCACAGCAACGGAAAGGUCGUCAACAGCAAGACCUGCACCUACACUCCUGCCAAGGCCAAGCGCAACGGUGCUGUGGCUGACCAGACCGGCCUUGCCGUAAUAAGCGCCAUCGCCGGAUUGAGUGCGCUUGUGUGGCUCCUUUUCGUGGCCACACUCGUUUUCCACGGGCACACCUACCGCCUCUGGCACCAGGAGCACAAGAAGCCCUCGGCUGACAACGCGACCGUCGAGAUGAAGGCCCAGGGCACGCCCAUGCUGGCCCCGCAGCCCGACGCCCAGCCCGUCCACCCACAGUACUCGGACCAGCAACAGUACCAAUCACAGGUGUACCCGCCGCAGGCCCAGCAGCACGAUGCCUACCCGCAGCAGACCGCCGCCUAUGCGCAGCCGCCCCAGACCGACCCCUACGUGCAGCAGGCCGCUGCCUACCCUCCACAGCAGCAGUACGAGCAGCAGCAACCUUACAGCCCGCAUGGCACUCCCGCACCGGGGCAGCCGUACUAUCCACCCCAGGAGCAGCAGCAGCAGCAGCCGUAUAGCCCGCAUGGAACGCCCGCGCCCGGGCAGCCUUACUACCCACCGCAGGAGAAGCAGCAAUGAACACAUUCGUGUGAGGGGUGCUGGGGGUAUUAGCGGUGGUUGUCUUUUGCUUUUUCUGGUCUGAGUCUUAAGACUCGAAACUCAACAUCACGAAUUUUGCCAGACCACGAGGAUAAUGAUGGCUUCGGGAGCAGAUCAGGGAUUGCUGGGUUCAUGUUUUAACUUUCUUGGGUUUAUUAUACCUGGUAUCUGACGAUAUCUGUUCCAAGGGGGCGUUGGGUAGCGCUUUGGCCGGCAUCAUAGAUACUGUAAUUUGCAUUUCAUUGUUUUGCAAACUGGAGUUCCGGUAUGCCGCUAUGUGACUGGCAAGGUGGUGAUUUACAAGCAAGAGAAGAUCUGAACAUACCAAUCAGAUGUCCAAGUUGAUGGUG